AUGGACCGACUACCCGAAUCCGUAACAGACUGGGACGUUAACCAGGUCAUAACUUGGUUGACGUCCAUGGGUUAUUCUGCAUACGAAUCGCAGAUUAAACGAGAGGGAAUCAAUGGAGAGAUCCUGGCUCACUUGGACCAUACCGCUCUGAAGGAAUUGGGUAUUCAUUCGGUAGGACACCGAGUCUCUCUUUUGAAGGCAAUAUACAACCUCAAGAUAGAACAUAACAUACCCCUCGACUCUUGGGAUUAUGUCCCUCCUUCUGCAGAGUUUGAAAAUGAAUUAAGCAUUCCUAACGGAACUGGAAAAAUAGAGCUUCAAGAUAAAGUUAUACAGUUGUCAAAAGAAGUGAUGCGCCUAUCACACGAAUUAUCGAAAUUACGGGAAGAAUUAGUGCCAGUAUGGAAAAUCGUUAAAGAAAACAAGCCAUUACCGGAACCUGAACUAAUUAAACAAAAUUACAAAUCCUCCUCUUCCGCGAAUAAGGGCCUUCAAGUACAGUUACCUUCGGUCAACGUCACGCACCACGGCUCAAGGUCACCUACACAUACAAGCGAUACUCCGCGGUCACCCCGUAAAUCCAAUUAUUUAUCGCCUCAAAAGAUACAAAAAGAUGGGUCAAUAAGAUUAAAUGUUCACAACAAUCGCACCGGAGAACUUUUGGAGGCAUUCCGCGUCUCACAUGACGAUCCAUGUCACAAAGUCUUGCCUGACGUUCUCAAACGAUAUAAGAUCAACGGUGACUGGCACGACUAUGCUUUGUUUAUCUGUUAUGAUCGUCAAGAGCGAUGUUUAAGUUAUGAUGAAAAACCUCUCGUAUUAUUCCAAAAAUUGAAAGAAGCUGGCCGAAAUCCAUGUUUUGCUCUGAAGAACAUUAACGAAUUACAAUGCCCAGUGGCAACAGUUGAACAGACUUUCAAUUCCGUGAAAGCAAACAAAUCCAAACGACGUACAACUUUAUUAAACAAAGAACUUCCCCCCGCACCACAUGAACUCGAACAACAAAAUUCGACAGCGCAGACAUAUGACAAUAAUGAACAAGACGAUAUUGAGCGCGUAGAGGGUAACGGCGCUGCCAUGGUAGUAUUCCCUUACGUACCCGAGAAUGCCGACGAAGUCAACGUGAUUGUUGGAGAUGUUGUAACUAUCAGAGCCAAAUCAGAAGGAUGGUGCUAUGUAGAGAAAGGCGGCCAAGCAGGAUGGGUACCAGCCAGCUGCGUCUUCGAGACUAGUAUCAAUGGAGGUGAUAUGAUGGACAGAGAUAGUCCGUACGUUGGCAGAGGGGUUGCUGUGGUUGAUUAUGUUGGCCACGGAGAAAAUGAAUUAUCUAUGAAAGCAGGCGAUAAACUUAGAAUCUAUAAGAAGAGUAAUCACUGGUUAUACUGUGAAAUAAAUGAUGAGCGAGGAUGGGUGCCAAGUUGGUACGUUAGAAUCGACAGGGAAGUCAUCGACGAACGGAAUACACAGCCUUCUGAUACUCAUGGAAACUUCAUCUAG
This is a messenger RNA of Paraglomus occultum, 1497 nucleotides long. Lineage: Eukaryota; Fungi; Glomeromycota; Glomeromycetes; Paraglomerales; Paraglomeraceae. The record is from the annotation of a GenBank genome assembly.